This is a messenger RNA of Phytophthora sojae, 1353 nucleotides long. RefSeq lists its product as hypothetical. NCBI's taxonomy places the organism in Eukaryota, Oomycota, Peronosporomycetes, Peronosporales, Peronosporaceae. The coding region runs from base 1 to 1353 and encodes 450 amino acids. The transcript is spliced from 4 exons. The record is from RefSeq and is a predicted model, not a curated record.
AUGAAGACCAAAGAGGGUUUUGCUUACAGUAGCACUGUGAACCACAGUGCCUGCACGCUUGACCGUCAAGCAAGCAACCAAGACAGCCCCCACCAUCACCAACCUUCAGCCACGGCCCUCGACCGCUGGGACUUCCUGUCUCCUUGGUUCGAGCAACUGCGAGGCCACCUCAUGAUCAUCCCCAACGGCCACUUGGUGGUGCUCAACACCGAAGACAUCCGCUACCGUCGUCACAUCUUGGAGCCGCAACACGUCGACCCCAGUCAGCCGAAGCAGCACGAGCCCAGUCACUGGCGCACACGCGAGGCGCUGGAGCUGCUGGUGCUCGUGCACAGCGUCAAUAACCUGGCGUGGCAGAAGCUUCUUCUGCACAGAUGCGCCUUCAGGUUCAGCGACGAAGUAGACGCUUUCGACGCUAACGACGACAACGUCGACGCCAACUUGGAAAGGGAUUUUCUGGCUGAGGACAAGAAAUUUGCUCUGCAACUUGAACACGACAGGGAGGCGCCUCGCUUCACGUUUAUCGUGACGGUCGGCAUCCAGAAACCGGGAAAUCCGUCGACGGUGGUCCAGUGGCGGGAUUUUUUCCUCUCGCACAAGUCGAACUACGAGCCAAGACGAGGAAUUUAUCAAGAAUCCACGAGUACCGAGGAGCGUGGAGAUCGCGGUCGCGAUCUGCGUCGAGACCUCCUGCCAGGAGGCUCCUAUCGGUACGCCGAGCACGUCGCCCAAGUGCGCGGCCUGGUGGAUGAGAUGAAGAGUUACUAUGCCAAGGAAAUGAGGGCUGGCUCUGGUAUGGGGAAGACUAUUAGUGAAUGUGCCAACACGUUCACGUACCGCUUGGAUUCCAUGUCGCUCGAUGUGGUCGGGGUCACGUUGUCCGAGGUGUGCGUGACCCGCCUCCUGGACCUGGUCAGCACUGGGAUCCCAAUCAAACGGAUGGACGUGAAUCUGAAUCGGAGAUGCAGAGGCGGCAACUACUUCGUGACUCGCGAAGCACUCGCCAUGUUGCUGACUGGGCUGUUGGUAGCACCUCUUCGUCCGUUGCAGCAGCGCGUGCACUCUAUUGAGCACCUUUCGGUCACGUGUGACGACGACACGCCAUGGCACUGCGACGCACUGAGCGCGACGCUGGCGGCAGCGCGACUCCGGUGGGGACAAUCCGGAUCCAGGGCGGAUUCGGGGCCUGGGACCACAAGGCCAUCCGUCAAAGCCAACUGGACAUGCUCACAAGAGCGGUAUUGCACUCGUGGAGGAACUCUUCCUUUACGUGUAGAAAAAAUCUGGAAGUCUCAACGCAAUGAUGAAAAAUACACUACACCACGCAAACAAUGCCACCCGAUGCUGGUUUAG